AUGAGCUGCUCUACCAUCUGUUGGGGUAUUGCUGCUGAAAUAGAAGUGGGUUGUCAUAUUUGUGCAGAUGCACUGCAUUCCUAUUUGGAAUGUGGAAGUGCCUCUUCUAAGGUGUGAACUCUGUGCAUUUCCAUCUUAGAUUCAUCAGUGUGCCAUCUCUAGACUCCUCCUCUGUCUAGGAUCUGUUUUGAUAAAGUUUUCUUUUGUAGACAGACACACUCACUCCAGUGUGCACACAGUCACCGCACAAAAGAGAACAAGACAAAGGGAAAAAAAUGAGAGAGGAAGGACAAAAAGGAAGAUAGGCAGCAGAGCCAUCAGUUUUCAUGACUCAAGGAAGCUAGCAAUACUUUGUGAAAGAAUUUGGGUUUUUGCAUCAGUUGAGCUCUAUUUUUCUUCGCUUCUUGGUUUCAAAGGGUAUUCCAGGUAUUGUUCAGUAGCUUGGCUAUGAGUUGCCUUCUAGCACUGUAGAAUCAUUUCCAUAGCAUAUCUUCUAGAUAACAGCAACUCUCUAUCUUACAGUAGGUGAAGAAGACAGUGAUGGAAUUGGAACAUAAUGCAAAAAUGCUGAAAAUACAUGCAAUAUUUAAAAAUAAUAUUGACUGAACCUUUCUCUAGAAUUGUACCCCAGCUUGGAAAUGCCACAGCAGGAGGUCUAGGUCAUAAUCAAGUUUUAGAUCUGUUCAGAAAUUACAUAUCAGUCACUGAAACUUGGCUGGUGCAGUAGGCUGUAAUAUUUUUGCUUAAUCAGCUACAGAUCCAGGGAUGACACAUUUAUGAUCACCCUUUCAAUAGCAGCAGCAUGAAGGAUCUAUCCUGUUUUUUUCUGUGUGUUUUGUACCUCAGACCUGGCUCAGAGUAUCUAGUUUGUAUUUCAAUGGAUCUAUGAAAAGAACAUAACAAUUCAGAGUUGAAUGUUGUUCCCAUUAACUGUUGGGCAGAAUAGAUAUUAAAUGGCUAAAAGGAUCGUAACUGCUGGAACAAGUAUUCUGUUUAAGGCAGUAGACUUCUGUGCCCCUCAAGCAUUCUUUACUUACCACUACAUCUUUAAUUUUGGGAUGAGGAUUGUGUCCCUCUUUCCAUCCAUCUCUCCAUCAUUUGGAUGAGACAGUUCUUCUGUUUCAGUGCAACUUGUUGAGCAAUUGCCUCCUUAGCAGGUCUUUUGUAAUACACCUUGUCUACCAAUCCUUAAACAUCAGGGCAGAUAAGCUGUCAAGUACUGUAUGCUUCCAGAUGCGGUGGGAGGAACACAAUGUCAUGCUGUUAACAAUGUUUUGUCAGCGCAAGCUUUCUGCUUGCAUGAUGGAACAAUCUCCCCUUUCUUCCCCUUGUGCGCUGUUGUGGGGGGGGGUCUCCCGACACACACACCUCAAGCCAUUGAGGGGUGGGGGGGCCCCCCUGUUGCGCUACAGGAGACUUUGUUCAGGCUUCCAGUAGUGGAACUGGUUAGUUUAAUUUGGCCCUGUAUUUCCAAAACUGGGUGGGUGUAUCUUCUUUUGCUUUGGGCAAAACUCAUUUUGCUGUGGAUUUUGCUUGAUGAAGCUUUGUCUUGUUUCAGGUGAUCUUUUUGUCUGCAAAGGGCUUCUGAACCCAUUUUCAGGAUGAUCAGUACAAUGUCGUGACACUGGAGUUCUGGUAAGCUGCCUUUAGAAGCAAAGGGAACAGGCCAGAAGGCUUGCAGAAAUACAGGGUUCCCUACAUUAUAUUGAAGAAUGAGCUACUGAAAUUGGUUUUAAUAAUGGUCUGCUUGGCCGUAACAUUUGACGGAAUAAUAUUGUUGGCAUCCGUCUGUCUCGAGAGACAAUGGAGUGUGCCUCCAGGGAUGAAGUCAAAUGGCUGCGUAUAAUAAGUAUAUUACAAAAAGAACGAAUGGACCAUUGAUGUCCUGAUUGCAGUGAACUCUGCACUUUGGGUUGAAAGUAACUUUUGUGGAUUGUUUCUUCUGAGACAGUGGCAUUAACAGAAACGAGGCUGGCAAAGCUUGCUUUUCUGUAAGACAUAUGCCCUGUCCAACAUGUCCCAAAAGAUGACUUGCAUUUUAGCUUCAUUAACCUAGAAAAUAAUAAUAAAAUUUGCCUUUUGGGAUUGAUGAGUGAAAUUAGUGCCCAUUAUAUUGGGAUGAUUUGUAGUAGACAGGAGUGUUUGAAUUCAUCUCCUGCUUCAUAUUCUGUGUAGUCUGCUAUGGUCUUUUGUCCUCAGUGAAAGCAUGCCUACCAUCUUGUGUUUGAGUGUUUUACGGGUGAAGGGGUAGAAAUACAGCCUGGCUUACAGCAGAUUCAGAUGUGGCACAUCCAAAAUGUUUAAAUAAGCAUGCCAGCCCACUUCUACUAAAAAUGCUUCUAGAAGUCUCAGUUUCUCAAAACCACCAAGUCUAAUUUGUGGGCAUUAGCAUAUGCUCUCAGGCAGAAUGAGUCCUGUGCUUGUGAGAACAAGAUCUCACAAUAACUCUGUAUAUGGCUUAUGUAAAAUACAGUCCGGUAAUGCAGAUUGGAUUGUAUUUCUUGUAGGUUCUUAAGCAUCAACAUUAGUAAUACCUGUCCUGUGACCUUAUCUGAAAUUUAAUUGGCACAUUCCUCUCCUUGCAAUGAGCAAAAAUAAUAAAUCUUUUUUAUUCUCUGUUGCCUUACAUACUUCGAGUAUGGGGAUCCUUUGCCAAAUUUGUAGGACUUCCUUCCUUCAGACUUGGAAGCAUUUGAGGAAGGAAUGGUAAAGGAGGAAAAGAACUUAAAUGUCCUGAUGCUAUCUUCUGAUAUUAAGAUAUGUUGAUGCUAUGUCAUAGAGUGACAAAAUUCAGUAUUAUGACAUUGUCAUAUGAAAAAGCUUGCAGUAUGUUUCAGCAGCACAAAAGGGUUUUUUUGCUUUCACAAUAUACUGCUGUGUUUCAAAGAAAUCUGACCAGUAAAUACUACUUUCUUAUACUUUUACUUUCUUCAUAGCUUAUAAACUUAUGAAUUAUGAAAAAAUACUUAAUUUGAAUAUUAUCAUCCAGUGUUAGAGGUGGGUAAUCUAGUUUUCAUUCAGAUACAAAAAUUGUUCUGAUAUAAAAACUGUGAUAAUAAAUUGAAUCUGAUAUAAAAUUGUUAUAAAAUAAGCCCUGUGUUAAAAUCUGCUCAAACACCAUAAUUUUCAAUGUUUCUAACUUUUCAUUUAAAUGUAGAUUGAGACAUAGUAUUUAUGGACAGUAGUCUAGAAAAUUGGGCCUAGCAACUUUGACAUAGGAUACUUAGCACUUGGAUGCAGUAAUUUUGAUGGUGGAUAUUGAUUAUUCAGAAGUCAUGAAAAAGAUCCCUCCUCCCAUUACCAUCUUGUGUUUCACUAGGGUAAUCGUUACCUGUUUGUAAGAUGUGCUAAUAAUUGUGUGAUCUUCUAAAAAUGUUGCUAUAUCUUUUUGCAGUGAUGUGGCCUGCGUAGUACUUUUAGAAAGCUUGAACUGAUUCAUACGAGCAACUUGCUUCUCUACACAUAAAUGUUUUUGUACCUGAUCUUGGAUUGGAGUGCAGAGAAAAUUCCUCCCUCUCAUCUGUUAGAUCUAGCACACCUGGUUGUUGCUUACGUAGCUAAUACCGGAAAAGCAUUUAUUUUAUAAUCGGAAUGUACAUUCAGCUUCCAUCUGGUUGAGCUUUCUCAUCUUGCCCUUCCAGUUAAAAAGGUGGAGAAAAAAGGCCAUAUACUGAUCUCAUUUAGUUCUAGAUUCCUCCCCUUUUUAAUAGUCUUUUUUUGUUCUUUGACUGGGUUUGGUUCAGUUUGCCCUGGAGAUGCGAGACUUCCUCACAACAGCAGGAGUCACACAUUUGGAGAAUGCUGGAGCUGCGAGAGGGAAAGGCCCAGUGCAACAACAGAGAGAAGCAAAAAGGAAAAAGACAAGCAGACCGACAGCACUGA
Podarcis lilfordi (Lilford's wall lizard) is the source of this 3882-nucleotide messenger RNA. Lineage: Eukaryota; Metazoa; Chordata; Lepidosauria; Squamata; Lacertidae. The record is from the annotation of a GenBank genome assembly.